Messenger RNA from Felis catus (domestic cat), 2972 nucleotides. RefSeq names its product RAB3A interacting protein like 1 (gene RAB3IL1). Gene Ontology annotation, biological process: exocytosis. The record is from RefSeq and is a predicted model, not a curated record. The transcript is spliced from 13 exons. The coding region runs from base 364 to 2064 and encodes 566 amino acids. NCBI's taxonomy places the organism in Eukaryota, Metazoa, Chordata, Mammalia, Carnivora, Felidae. Gene Ontology annotation, molecular function: guanyl-nucleotide exchange factor activity. Gene Ontology annotation, cellular component: Golgi to plasma membrane transport vesicle.
CAGAGGGCCUGCCACUGUGCCCUUCCAGGCCUGCCCCAGCUGGGCAGGAAGCAGAGGACCCAGCUUGGCUGGGGAACAGUGGGCAGGAGGCCCUGGGGUGGCCCAACCAGCCCUGGAUGCUGCCUCCGGGCUCUGUGUAGGGUACUUCCCGGCCCACACCCCUCUCUUAGGCCAAUCACAGAAAGAACAGGGCAGAAGCCAAGAGAGAAAAAGGAGGGGGCUGGGCAUAUCUGGUCAGAAGAGGGGAGGGACCCUACCAGCCUGGGGCCUGUAAGUAAUACAGAUAACAACGUCUCUACACUGGGGCCAGCAGCCCCGAUCCCUGAAGGGCUGGGUAGACUCAACACCCCAAGAGACGAACACAUGAGCUCCGGCUCCUGUAGAAAGACAACGGGGACGGGGAGAGGCUGGGACACGCUGGGACACGCCGGGCCCAGCUUCACCAAGCCCGGUCCUGCCAAUGACAAUGGAAUAGCAUCGAAUGGUCUGGAGCCAGCCCAGCCGGAUACGAAAGGCAAGAGGAUUCACCACAGCCUCGCGGAGAACGCUGGGAUCUCCGAGCGGCCCUGUCCCCAUGGACUCUGCCCCACUGAGGCCAGCCAGCGAGGAAAAUGCAGCGCGGUGAAGAAAACCAACAUCGCCGAAGAUUAUCAUUUUGAUGUAUUUCCUUCCUGUCCUUUAACAUCGAGGAACUCACACCAGGAAUAUUGUCUUCAAGGUUACUGUCUUCAAGAGGCUGCCACAGAGCUGGCGAGCGGGGGAUGGCCAAACCAGCCCCACCCAGACGAGGGCCACCCGCCGCCCCUUGAGGCUGUCCCCGUCCCCUGGAAGAGCGUGGGCCCCUGCAAAAGCCACAGGACGGAGUCCCCAAGAGGCCUGGCGGAGACCCCUGGAGGGGAGGAGGCCCAAGGUGAGGAGGGCCCUGCGGCCGCCCCGCUGGACGUGCUCCGCCUGCGAAGCUCUUCCAUGGAGAUCCGCGAGAAGGGCUCAGAGUUCCUGAAGGAGGAGCUUCACAAAGCCCAGAAGGAGCUGAAGCUGAAGGACGAGGAGUGUGAGCGGCUGUCCAGGGUGCGGGAGCAGCUGGAACGGGAGCUGGAGGAGCUGACAGCCAGCCUGUUUGAGGAGGCCCACAAGAUGGUGCGAGCAGCCAACAUGAAGCAGGCAGCGUCGGAAAAGCAGCUGAAGGAGGCGCGGGGCAAGAUCGACAUGCUGCAGGCAGAGGUGACAGCCUUGAAGACACUGGUCCUCACGUCCACACCGGCCUCUCCCAACCGCGAGCUCCACCCACAGCUGCUGAGCCCCACCAAGGCCGGGCCCCGCAAGGGCCACUUGCGCCAUAAGAGCACCAGCAGCACCCUCUGCCCCGCCGUGUGCCCCGCUGCCGGACAUACCCUCACCCCGGACAAGGAGGGCAAAGAGCCCGGGCUGGCCCCCCUCCUCUCCCUGCUCCUCUGCGUGGUCCCCAGCAAGGCUGUUCACCUCACCUACGAGCCGGCUUGGCAGCUCCUACCUGGGGAGCCGCCCACGGCCCCCACCUCCACCUCCGCUACCUGUCUCUCCUUUUCCCGACAGGUGGACACGACCCUGUUCGCAGAGUUCCAGGCCUGGAGGGAAUCCCCCACCCUGGACAAGUCCUGCCCCUUCCUUGAAAGGGUGUACCGGGAGGACGUGGGCCCCUGCCUGGACUUCACCAUGCAGGAGCUCUCGGCGCUGGUACGGGCCGCCGUGGAGGACAACACGCUCACCAUCGAGCCCGUGGCUUCGCAGACGCCGCCCACGGCGAAGGUGGCCGCGGUGGAGUGUGGCAGCACCAAUACCUGUGCCCUGAGCGGGCUGGCUCGUGCCUGUCGCCACCGAAUCCGGCUUGGGGACUCAGAGAAUCACUAUUACAUCUCACCGUCCUCCCGGGCCAGGAUCACCGCAGUGUGCAACUUCCUCACCUACAUCCGCUACAUCCAGCAAGGCCUGGUGCGGCAGGAAGCGGAGCCGAUGUUCUGGGAGAUCACGAGGCUGCGGAAGGAGAUGUCGCUGGCCAAGCUCGGCUUCUUUCCCCAGGAGGCCUAGGGCAUGGCCGGAGCCUGGAGGGGGGCUCUGAGCCACAGCCAACACCUGCCCCGGCACAGACAGACAGGAAGACAGGGUCCUGGCGCCAGCCCUGAGCCAGAAGCCGAGCAGAUGGACAGAUGGCCAGGCCAUGGAGGCCUUGCUGAGCCGGUACCAAAUCUUCAUCCCGGGAAAGACAGGACCUCAUGAGCUGACCCUUCGCCCUUCCCCAGUGGCCCUACAGCCACCAGGAGACUUUCAAGAAGGCACCAAAGACCAAGGAGCUUGGACCCACACUCAGGGGCUCAGCACCCCCUUUGCAGGCCUGGGAGCUGCUGCUUGCAGUCACCUUGUUGCUGUGAUGUCCUCAGAAAGGGCUCACACUGGGUGGCCUGACCUCCAGGGUAUCUCCCACCUCGGUUCCCAAGCCCUGGGCCACCAGCACCCCCGUGUGGCCAUCCCUCCCCCAUUCCCGUGGGGGCAGUGCAGCCACAAGGGGCUGUCAAGGACUUGCACACCAUCUGCUUGAGAACUACCCCAAACUGUUCUUAAGAUGGAUCAGGGCCCCUCCUCCCACCCUCGCACUUGACCUUCCCCCCCUCCUCCAUCUGAGCCUUGUGCUCCUGGAGGCCCUGCCCCCACCACUGGAAGGAUUAGGAUACUUUGCUCCCGAAGUAAAAUACAGACAGGGCCUCAGGACACCGUGUCUGUGUUCAGCUGUGGGUGGCCGUUCAGACAGUGGGGGCUGAGGUCGCCAAGCCCUGUACACAGGACCGGGGGAGGGUGGGCAGGACGCAGGCCCCUCCUCGCCCCUCACAGCCCACUCAGGACCGGGGUCCAACCUGGACACAUCCCUCACCGUGGCCGAUUUCCUCCUUUGAAUGGAAUGUAACACGAUCUCUAUUUAAUAAAGGAAGGCUUUGUUGGUA